Molecule: messenger RNA, 3369 nt
Organism: Penicillium angulare
Lineage: Eukaryota; Fungi; Ascomycota; Eurotiomycetes; Eurotiales; Aspergillaceae
Product: cytoskeletal protein-binding protein SLA1
Exons: 5
Coding region: 1-3369 (1122 amino acids)
Molecular function (GO): ubiquitin binding; cytoskeletal protein binding; protein-macromolecule adaptor activity
Source: RefSeq, a predicted model, not a curated record
AUGGGAUUCCUCGGCGUUUACUCUGCCGUGUAUGAUUACCAGCCUCAGGGAGAGGGUGAACUUGAGAUUCGAGAGGGCGACCUUCUCUACGUAUUAGAGAAGAGCAAAGAAGAUGACUGGUGGAAAGCAAAGAAGAAAGCAGACGAAGACGACGAGGAUGAGCCGGAAGGUUUAGUCCCAAAUAACUAUGUCCAAGAGGCGCAACCUGUACACCAUGCCAAGGCCCUUUUCGACUACACCCGGCAAACAGACGAAGAGGUCUCAUUUUCGGAAGACGCAGCACUAGAGGUGUAUGAUAUUUCAGAUCCUGACUGGACAUUGGUCGGAAUCAAUGGAGACUUCGGAUUUGCGCCGGCAAAUUAUAUCGAAGUUCUUGAAGAUAUCGCUCCAACUUCGGCUGCUAUUCCUCCUCCGCCUCCACCCCAAGCCCAUCAUGAUGAAGAACAAGCACCUUCUCUUCCACAACGGCCGACACAGCCCGCUCAUGAAGACUACGAAGAAACUUACCCUUCUCAUUCUCCCAUCGAUACAGUACAAAACCCAGCGGCCGCGGCAAUCGCAAGCAUUAUACACUCACAGCAUGCCCCCGCCAACAUCCACCGAGAGCCAUCAAGAGAAGAGUCGCCUCCACCCCCUCAGCUCCCAACUAGGCCCUCCCAGGACUACGAGGUCGAGGAAGAAGAACCGCCCGCGCCUGCUUUACCUCGACGACCUCCAUCGGAACAGAUUACUCCACCAAUGAAUACCUACUCCCCCGAGCCAUCCCCAGCUCCCCCGCGCCCCAAGGCUGCAGCCCCGCCAAUGGGACGCGACAGAACUCACGUCAAAGAAUCACCCCCGUACAAUCGAGCUGGUGAGCUGACUCCUCGAUCGCCCUCUGGAUAUCAUAUUUACAACAUCAACGAGAUGGUGGAGGUCAUGGGAAAGAGGAAGAAGAUGCCAACAACGUUGGGUAUUAACAUGGUCACUGGUAUCAUCUUUAUCUCGCCGGAAGGUGACGACCGCCAACAAGAUUGGACUGCGGAAAAGCUCACGCACUAUUCAAUCGAAGGCAAGCAUGUAUUUGUUGACCUUGUCCGGCCAAGCAAGAGCGUUGAUUUCCAUGCUGGAGCCAAAGACACUGCUCAAGAGAUUGUGGCUGCGCUGGGAGAAAUCGCAGGGGCUUAUCGUGCCGAAGGCUUGCGAGAGGUGAUCGCAGCCAGCGAAGGGGGUGGAGGCCAGAAGAAAGGAACGAUUUUGUAUGACUUUAUGGCGCAAGGAGAUGAUGAGGUUACCGUGGCCGUGGAUGAUGAAGUCGUCGUUAUUGAUGAUAUGAAGUCAGAAGAAUGGUGGAUGGUGAAGCGGCUCAAGAACGGCAAAGAGGGAGUGGUUCCUAGCAGCUAUGUUGAGAUUACCGGCUUCGUGACUAAGGACAUCCCCCCCGAGCCCGGCGUGUCAACAGUGGAGAAAAAUCGAAAGGAAGAGGCCAGGUUGGCUAAAGCCUCUGCUGGGAAGUCUAGGGCAGACUCGAUGGAAUCAGGAGAGCGUCAUAAGCGUGAGAGUAAAUCCAAGGCCAAGCCGGAUUCGAGCAAGGUCAGAAAAUGGACAGACCGUAGUAAGGCUUUCACUGUUGAGGCGCAAUUCAUUGGGUUGCAGGAUGGCAAGAUUCAUCUUCACAAAGUCAACGGCAUCAAGAUCGCUGUUCCUGUUGCGAAGAUGUCUGUCGAGGACCUUGAGUACGUGGAGAAGGCAGCGGGUGUUUCGCUGGAUGAAGACAAGCCCCUUUCAAGUAUUCGAAAGCGUGCCACUUCUGAAGCCAAGGGAACUGGUAACGCGGGUGCUUCGGUGGCACGCCCCGAGUACGAUUGGUUUGACUUUUUCUUGAAAUCUGGCGUUGGGCCCCAUCAAUGUGAACGAUAUGCGCAGAACUUCAUCAAAGACUCCAUGGACGAGUCUAUUCUGCCUGAUAUUUCUCCCGAAACUCUUCGUUCUCUAGGUUUGAAAGAAGGUGACAUCCUGCGGGUCAUGCGUUAUCUGGAUAGCACCCUUGGCCGCACAGGCAACAAGUCUAAGCUCCGAAAUGUCAGCUUUGGUGGCGAGGAAGUCAUUGGUAAUGGCGAGGAUGGCGGUCAAGGGGGACUGUUUUCUGGUCUAGGCGGUUCUUUGCGCAAUAAUACUCGCAAGGGAAGACCGGCACCCUCCGUUCAGGCCGGUGAUAUUGUGGAUCCCAAGGCUUUUGAGCAAGCUGAUGACUCCAAGCCGAAGGAAGAGCGAGUUGCAACUCCUCCAGCUCCCUCUCCUGCACCACCCGAGAAAGAGCAACCAGUUUCACGUGGGUUUGACGAUGAUGCUUGGGAGGUAAAGCAGCCCAAGCAGGUUACUACCGCUCCGGUCGCAUCAAGUCCACCUCCAAGUACAUCGCCCACCGCGCCUCAACCUCAAAUUCAGAAGCAAAUAACAGGCGCCAUGGCAGAUUUGUCUAUUCUUCAAGCUCCUCUACAGCCUACUCCAGCCUUACCGGCUCCUGUGUCGCAGAAUGUAUCAAGCAUUCCUGCUUUGCAGCCUCAACAAACUGCGGUACAGGCCCCUCCUGCGCCACAGCAAUCUCAGCAUACCGGUGCCACGCCUGGAUUUUUCAAUCAAAUAGCCCAAAUGGGACAACAGGCUAGACAGCGUCCGCAGCCUCCCGCGCACAACGCAAACCAAAAUUCGCUACUGCCUCCUCCCCCACAGCGCCCUCUUUCAGCACCACAAAACUUUUCGCAAGAUCAGAACGCAUUUGCGCCUCCUCCAUUACAGGCUCAGCUGACUGGACUUCCCCUAGCUGGUCCUCAAGUUGCUCCUCCGGGACAAAGUCUGUCGGACUUGAACCAACAGCGCUUUCAGCCGCAAAUGCAGCAGAUGCAGCCGCAAGCGACGGGUUUCAUGGGGCAGAAUCAAUUUCAGAACGGUCUGAUGCCCCAGCCAACCGGCUUCUCCCCUCAAUCGCAAUUCGGUAUCCAGCAGCAACAGCAAAUGACUGGCCAACCCAUGCCAACAGGCCAACCAGGCUUCCAGGGGAUGGCCCCACAGCCUACUGGCUUCGCCGGAUUUGCGCAGCCCCAACAGCCGAUGCAAACUGGCAUUAAUUCCGUGCUUCCCCCGGCUUUGCAACCCCAACCAACUGGUGCCAAUGGUUUUGGCAAUACAUCUUUCAAUCAGCCUCCACCUCCUGUGCCACCAAUUCCGCAACAGCCGACAGCGGCCCCCCUAUCUCCUCAAAAGACAGGCCCUCCGCCCUCUAUCAGGUUCGGUGUGAAACCAGAUGCCCCAAAGAAACUUGCACCCCAGCCAACCGGGCUCAGGGCGAAUCUUUCCCAAGCCACGCCCAACAACCCCUUUGGUUUCUAA